Molecule: messenger RNA, 1677 nt
Organism: Cavenderia fasciculata
Lineage: Eukaryota; Evosea; Eumycetozoa; Acytosteliales; Cavenderiaceae
Gene: eRF3
Product: eukaryotic release factor 3
Exons: 2
Coding region: 1-1677 (558 amino acids)
Biological process (GO): translation
Cellular component (GO): translation release factor complex
Molecular function (GO): GTPase activity; translation release factor activity; GTP binding
Source: RefSeq, a predicted model, not a curated record
AUGAAUCCAAACGCAUCUGUAUUCGUACCAGGUAUGAAGUUUGGCGCCAAGCCAUCGGCUACUCCAGCCCCAGCCGCCACUGCUGCCACUCCAGCUGCUGCUGCCAACUCAACCCCAGUUGUUGAAGAACCAAAGGUUGUUGUACAAGAAGAGAAAAAGGUUGAAAAGAAGCCAGCACCAGUUGCAGCUGCACCAGUCGAGACUACUACCACCACCAGCACCACCAGCACCUCUGCCACUAGUCCAACUACAACCGUCACCUCACCAACCACUGAUGACGAUGUCGAUGAAUUGGGCAACAAGAUUGAUGACGUUGUCAUUCAAGAUGUAUCCAACUUUAAGGAGGAUCAAAGAGAACAUCUUAAUAUCGUAUUCAUUGGUCAUGUCGAUGCUGGUAAAUCAACCAUUUCAGGUAAUAUUAUGUUGUUGACUGGUCAAGUUGAUUCACAUACUAUGGCCAAAUAUGAACGUGAAGCCAAGGAGAACCAUCGUGAGAGUUGGAUAUUUGCAUACAUUAUGGAUACAAACGAAGAGGAAAGAGCCAAAGGAAAGACCGUCGAAGUUGGACGUGCUCACUUUGAGACUGAAAAGAAGAGAUACACCAUUUUGGAUGCACCAGGUCACAAGGCCUACGUGCCCAAUAUGAUUUCGGGUGCUGCCCAAGCCGACGUUGCCAUCCUCGUCAUCUCAUCCAAAAAGGGUGAGUUUGAGGCUGGUGUCGAUGGUGGUCAAACCAUCGAGCACGCCCGUCUAGCCAAGAUGAUUGGUAUCAAGCAUUUGAUCGUUCUCGUCAACAAGAUGGAUGAGCCAACCGUUGCUUGGAGCAAGGAGCGUUACGACGACAUUGUAGAAAAGAUCACUGGUCACUUGAAAAAGUGCGGUUUCAACCCAAAGAAGGACUUCCAAUUCAUCCCAGCCUCUGGUUUCACCUCGGCCAACAUCAAGGAUCGUGUAAAGCCUGAAGUUUGUCCAUGGUUUGAUGGAGACUCGCUUAUGGGUACCUUGGACGCCCUCGCACCAUUUGAACGUAACGACUCUGGUGCUUUGCGUGUACCCAUCAUCACCUCUUACAAGGAUCGUGGUGUUGUCACUGUCAUGGGCAAGAUUGAAUCUGGUACCAUCACCCUCGGUCAAUCUCUCUGGUUGAUGCCAGGUCGUACCCCAGUCCAAGUCGCCUCUCUCUCUAACGAAACCUGUAACUUUAGAACUGGUCGUACUGGUGAAAACCUCCGUAUCGGUCUCAAGGGUAUCGAUGAAGACACUAUCCGUGCUGGUUCCAUUCUCUCUGAAAUCCAACGUCCGGUACCAGUCGUCUCUGAAAUCGAAGCCAUCGUUGCCCUCAUCGAUCUCCCCAAGGAAAAGCAAUUGUUUACCUCCAACUUUGAAGCCGUGUUCCACGCCCACACUGCCGUCGAAGAAUGUAUCGUCAAGUCGUUGGUUGCUACCAUCGACAUGAAGACCGGUCAAGAAAUCAAAAAGAAGCCAACCUUUGCCAAGAAUGGUGAGUCUGUCAAGUGUCGUAUCGUCCUUAACCGUGCCGUCUGUUUAGAAGAGUUUACAACCAAUCCACAGUUGUCUAGAUUUACCCUACGUGAUUCCAACAAAACUAUGGCUUUUGGCAAGGUGACUUCCAUAGGAAAGAAGGCACGUGAAGCUAUCAAUUCCCCAAAGGCAUAA